AUGCGGCGGGCGCUGCGCGGGCGGCGCGGGAUUCGCGGGCGCGGAGUGCGCGGGCGCGGGCGCGGCGUGCGUCAGCUGCGCCAGCACGAGAUGCGGGCGCGCGGGCGCGGCGCGGCGCAGCGCCAGCUGCUGCAGCUGCAGCGCGCGCAGCGCCGCGCCCUCUCCGCCACCUCCGCCUCCACCCCGCCUCCGCCGCCUCCGCCGCCUCCACCGCCUCCACCGCCUCCACCGCCUCCACCGCCUCCACCGCCGCUCGCUGCGCCCUAA
Parnassius apollo (apollo) is the source of this 267-nucleotide messenger RNA. NCBI's taxonomy places the organism in Eukaryota, Metazoa, Arthropoda, Insecta, Lepidoptera, Papilionidae. The record is from the annotation of a GenBank genome assembly.